AUGAGUGUUUUAAUUUCUGGUGCUACUGGUUUCAUUGCCCAACAUAUUGUUGGUGAUCUCUUAGAUCAAAACUACAAAGUUAUUGGUACUGCAAGAUCACAAGGUAAAAUUGACAAAUUAAUCAAACAGUUUGGUAACAAUCCAAACUUUCAAAUGGAAAUUGUCGAAGAUAUCUCCAAAUUAGAUGCUUUUGAUGCUGUCUUCCAAAAACAUGGUAAAGAUAUCAAAUAUGUUUUACAUACCGCUUCCCCUUUCCAUUUCAAUACUACUGAAUAUGAAAAAGAUUUGUUAAUCCCUGCUGCUAACGGUACAAAGGGAAUUUUGGAAUCUAUUAAGAAGUAUGCUGCAAAGACAGUCGAACGUGUAGUUGUCACUUCCUCUUUUGCUGCUAUCAUGGAUUUCGCUACUUACAAUGAUGGUAAAACUAUUUUCACUGAAGAAUCUUGGAAUCCAGUAACAUGGGAAGGUGCUCAAGCAAACGCUGUUGAAGCUUACUGUGGUUCUAAAAAAUUUGCUGAAAAAACUGCUUGGGAUUUCUUAAAAGAAAAUGAAGGCCAAGUUUCUUUUAAGUUGUCUACUGUUAACCCAGUUUUCGUCUUUGGUCCACAAAAAUUCUUGGAAGAUGCUAAGGGAACAUUGAACACUUCCUGCGAAUUUGUUAAUCAAAUGAUUCAUGCUAAACCAACCGAUGAAGUCACAACUACCCGUGACGGUGAAUACAUUGAUGUUCGUGACGUAGCUAAGGCUCACAUUUUAGCCAUGCAAGAAGAUAAAUUGAUUGGCAAGAGGUUAUUGAUGCAAAAUGGUCCAUUCACUAAGCAAGAUAUUGUUAAUAUUUUAAACGAUAAAUUCCCUAAGUUGAAGGGAUCAAUUCCAAAAAGUAAUUCUAAUACUGAUAUUCAAAAGGCAACCUUCUUUAAUAAUGUCAACAGUGAUGUUACUAAAAACUUACUUGGCUUCAAACUAAGAACUUUGGAAGAAACUAUUUAUGACACUGCCGAACAAAUUCUUAAAAACGAAGCACAAUUAUAA
Molecule: messenger RNA, 1032 nt
Organism: Vanderwaltozyma polyspora DSM 70294
Lineage: Eukaryota; Fungi; Ascomycota; Saccharomycetes; Saccharomycetales; Saccharomycetaceae
Product: SDR family oxidoreductase
Exons: 1
Coding region: 1-1032 (343 amino acids)
Molecular function (GO): oxidoreductase activity, acting on the CH-OH group of donors, NAD or NADP as acceptor
Source: RefSeq, a predicted model, not a curated record